This is a messenger RNA of Ascoidea rubescens DSM 1968, 1361 nucleotides long. It is a transcript of the gene NBP35, whose product is annotated as Fe-S cluster-binding ATPase. NCBI's taxonomy places the organism in Eukaryota, Fungi, Ascomycota, Saccharomycetes, Ascoideales, Ascoideaceae. The transcript has a single exon. Gene Ontology annotation, molecular function: ATP binding; ATP-dependent FeS chaperone activity; 4 iron, 4 sulfur cluster binding. Gene Ontology annotation, biological process: iron-sulfur cluster assembly. Gene Ontology annotation, cellular component: cytosol. The record is from RefSeq and is a predicted model, not a curated record. Bases 354 to 1310 code for a protein of 318 amino acids.
UUUAUACUUACUAUUAUUUAUAUCAUAUCUAGCUAAUAAAAGAGAAACUCCAUAAUAUUUUCAGCCGAUUUGUCUCUCGUUGGCCUCCUGAAACGGAAUUUUUUGCUGCUUUCACUCUGAGUUUACUGCAAUUCUGUCACGCGAUGCAUUAUAAAUGCCCCCUUGAAAUCAGGAUACUUGCUCAUCUCCCCCACCAUCAAAUUCUUUUUUUUGUAUUAUUAAUGUUUUUCUACAGUUGAUGAGCUUUAUUAUUCCUUCUUCCACCUUCUUUCUCUCUCUCUCUCUCUAUUCUUAUUGUCUUUUUUGUUCAUCCACUUACUUCAUAUUCUCCUGCACUGUAUCAUACUCCUAUCAUGAACACUCUUUUGACACACCCUGAACCUGCUCACUGUCCAGGCCCUGAAUCACAGACUGCUGGAAAAGACGAGUCCUGCAAUGGCUGUCCAAACCAAAGCAUCUGUGCUUCUCAGCUCAAUAAAGGUCCUGAUCCUGAUAUGGCCAUAGUGACCUCCAAAAUAGACGAGUAUAUCAAGCACAAAAUAUUGGUUUUGUCUGGUAAAGGUGGCGUUGGAAAAUCCACUUUCACUGCAAUGCUAUCCUUUGCUCUCGCUGCUGAUCAAUCCCUAGAAAUUGGCUCGUUGGAUUUGGAUAUUUGUGGGCCCUCUUUGCCCAAGAUUCUAGGCUGCAAUUUAAAUGAAACCAUUCAUUCUUCCAACUCAGGCUGGUCUCCCAUAUAUAUCGACGAUAAUUUGUCGACCAUGUCCAUAGCAUUUAUGUUGCCCAAUCCCGAUUCUGCUAUUAUUUGGAGAGGUGCAAAGAAAAAUGGCUUGAUCAAACAGUUUCUAAAAGAUGUCGAUUGGGGUUAUUUGGACUAUUUGAUCAUAGAUACUCCUCCUGGAACUUCGGAUGAACAUUUGUCAAUAACUUCAUAUCUAAAAGACUCCGGCAUCGAUGGUUGUUUGAUUAUAACAACGCCACAAGAAGUUUCCCUCCUAGAUGUUAGAAAAGAAAUAGAUUUUGUGAAAAAGGUCAAUAUUCCAAUUUUGGGUCUUGUUGAAAAUAUGAGUGGUUUUGUUUGCCCCAAUUGCAAAGGCGAGUCUCAAAUCUUCAAACCAACCACUGGUGGAGGUGAAAGCUUAGCAAAAGAAUUCAAUAUUCCAUUUUUAGGAGAGGUACCUUUGGAUCCAAGAAUAGCGAGGUGCUGUGAUAAUGGCGAAAACUUUUUGGAGUUAUACACUGAUAGCCCUGCAACAACUGCUAUAUUGGAUAUAGUUGAUAACUUACGAGACCAGAUUGAAGCAAAUGAUUGAUAUUAGCAUUGUUUGUUUAUAAUAUAAUAUUAUUCGUAUAAAAUUUUAAAG